Molecule: messenger RNA, 3418 nt
Organism: Saccoglossus kowalevskii
Lineage: Eukaryota; Metazoa; Hemichordata; Enteropneusta; Harrimaniidae
Product: eukaryotic peptide chain release factor GTP-binding subunit ERF3A-like
Molecular function (GO): GTP binding; GTPase activity
Source: RefSeq, a predicted model, not a curated record
CGCGUGACGUCAUCAUUUCCACGCGGUGUUGAAAAUUGAGGAGGUAGGGAUAGUUGCAGCUGUAAAACCAGGUAUAUUUAUUACAAAAUAUUCAAAUUUUCAUCGAAAGAUGGAUCCACAGGCUAACCAGGAAGGUGAAUUGGACAGUUGGGAUCAACAGGAAGACCCUGGGCCCGGAGAUCAAGACGAAAGUCUUCAAUUAAGUGAUCAGUUAACAGGACUUAAUGUGCACGCUACGCCAUUCGUUCCCGGUACUAACAUAAAUGCCCCUGCGUUCGUGCCUUCUUUUGGGUCUAAACAGUCGUCAGGUUCAGGUGGUGAUAAUAAUGAUCAGAACAACCCUAUAAAUGAAAAAGCUGAGCCAUGUGAAACACCUACUAGUCAGGAUGAGUCAAAGUCAACACCAGAAGCUGUAAGCAGUGACAAGUCCGAAAACUCUGCAAACUCUGCAAAUUCUGAAAACUCUGAUAGUUGUUGUUCAACUCCAGAAGAGCCUGUCCAGGAAAAUGGACCUGAUGAGUCAGACAAAGUUGAGGAACAGGAAACUGAGAAGGAAACACCAAAAAUGAUUGCCACAAAGAAAAAAGAAACCAAACAAAAUUUACAGCUUGAAGAAGCAGAAAAAGAAUUUAAAGAAAAUGUCAAUGUUGUUUUCAUAGGCCAUGUUGAUGCUGGGAAGUCUACCAUAGGAGGUCAUAUAAUGUACCUAACUGGACAAGUGGAUAAAAGGACACUAGAAAAAUAUGAAAGAGAAGCUAAGGAAAAGAACAGGGAAAGUUGGUACUUAUCAUGGGCACUAGAUACUAAUACUGAGGAAAGAGACAAAGGAAAAACAGUGGAAGUUGGCAGAGCAUUCUUUGAAACUGAAAAAAAACAUUUUACAAUUUUGGAUGCACCAGGUCAUCGAAGUUUUGUACCUAAUAUGAUCUCCGGUGCUGCCCAGGCUGAUUUAGCAGUUUUAGUGAUAUCAGCUCGUAAAGGUGAAUUUGAAACUGGAUUUGAGCGAGGAGGUCAAACACGAGAGCAUGCCAUGUUGGCCAAGACUGCGGGAGUGAAACAUUUAGUAGUAUUAAUAAAUAAGAUGGAUGACCCAACGGUGGAAUGGUCGGAAGAAAGGUAUGAAGAAUGCCAGUCAAAACUCAUCCCUUUUCUCAAGAAAGUAGGAUUUAAUCCCAAGAAAGAUAUUUACUUUAUACCAGUAUCUGGGAUGACUGGUGAAAAUUUGAAAUGUAGAUCACAAUCUUCUGGCGCCUGGUACAAAGGUCCAGCAUUAAUUCCUUAUUUAGAAAACUUGCCUCCCUUAAAUAGGAGUAGUGACGGUCCUCUUAUAAUGCCUGUAACUGAUAAAUAUAAAGAUAUGGGAACUAUCUUGCUGGGUAAAAUUGAAUCUGGAAGUAUCAGUAAAGGGCAGUCUGUUAUUCUUAUGCCUAAUAAGAUGCCUGUUGAGAUCUUAGCAGUCAUUUCAGAUGACGAUGACGCUACAGUGGCGAACACUGGCGAAAAUGUUAAAAUUAAAGUAAAAGGAGUUGAGGAAGAUGAUGUUUUAUCUGGGUUUGUGUUGUGUGAUCCUGUCAAUAUCUGUCAUACUGGGAGAGUAUUUGAUGCACAAAUUGUUAUUAUAGAAUACAAGUCUAUCAUAUGUCCUGGUUUUAAUGCAGUUAUGCAUAUCCAUACUUGUGUGGAAGAAGUUCAAAUUAAGGCUUUACUAGCUCUCGUGGACAAGAAAAGUGGAACUAGAAGCAAACAAAGACCACGAUUUGUAAAACAAGAUCAAAUUGUAAUAGCAAGAUUAGAAACUUCUGGUGUUAUUUGUAUGGAAACAUUCAAAGACUUUCCUCAGAUGGGAAGAUUUACAUUAAGAGAUGAAGGUAAAACAAUUGCAAUUGGUAAAGUGCUGAAAUUAUUAGAAUAAAUUGGAUCAGAUAUUGAUGUAAGAGAACUCUAAAUCGACUGUAAAACAAGCACAUUGAAAUACAAAAUCACUGCAGCUAUUCUAUACUGAACUGAACAACUUGCAAAUUGUCUCUAAACAUAUAAUGUACGUCGUCAAGAAUCCUAGAACAUUGUCCUGACCUAGUUCAUGGCAAUUUUACUGAACAUUGUGAUGUGACAAGAACAACUUGGCUGACCAGUAAUGUACACCUGGCUAUUAAAGUGAAGAUGCUGGUCGUUAUCAGUUUGCGGAUUCUAUACAAGUCAAUGCUGCUCUGCUCUGUUCUGUGUUAGUAGUCUCUUGUAUGAAGAUUGUGGCAAUGGAUUCCAUAAAGAGUCAUUUGGUUGAACUAAUUGUCAAUAAUACCAGUAUUGUAUGCUACACAAAAUUACAUUUGUUUUUGCCCUGGAUCAAUCAGUAAAAUCAAAUUUUGUGCUCAGUAUUGUAAAACACAUUUGAGCAUCACAUUACAUUAUUUUAGUAUCAUGCUUACAUGUGUGUCCCUUCUAUAAUUGCUUAAUUAAACCACCCAAUAACUACCUUCAUACUACUCAUGUUAAUGUUUAUUUUGCAUUUAAAGCAACAAAAUAUACAAAAAUUGGACUGAACCAAAUAUGUACUUGGCCCACCAGUCAGUGGCAUGUUGCAUUUCAAUGAAUGCCAGUGUAGACCAUAAAGGAAAAGUAGAAUGCACAUGUAGUUCUGACAACACAACACAACACAACAUGAAUAAUGAAUUGUUAGUACUUGUGAUGAAACAAGUUAAAAAUAGAUUGCUUUUAAUUCAUACUCUUGUCCGUUUCACACUAAAAUUUGUUAUAUCAUGUCAGUUUUCACAUAUCUUAUUAAAGUGAGGCCAAUACCAUCUGGAGAUCAUUUUCUACUCCUUGAAUUUAUUCCAAAUAAAAUUUAGAAAAUGGCCCCUUGAAUUUAUAAUUUUGUUUUUUUUAAAAGGAAAUUUAGAUGUUGAUAUACCUUCACAUUCACUGUAUUUGCGUGACUGAGUAGUGGGUACCCAUAUCUGAUCAAGUACUCUCCUGCUUUUCUACAAUUUCUAGAUUUGAGGCCAAGUUUACCGUUUAAGUUUAAGUGCCCUUCCAAAACUCGAUAAAUUUUAUUUUUCUGAACAUUAACAGAUUGCACACGAUAUGUACCAGUGGUUGAUUGUUGACUGUGCUUUGUACUACAUUACCACCAGGGGUUGUAACCUGGAACACUUUUUUUUAGGUACAUUGAUCGGAAAUAUGGCAGUUAAAUUAUAUUACAAGACAGAAUUACAGAGAGUCUUUUUUUUGUUGAACAUGGCAUAUUGAAUGAUUUGCAAUCCAUGGCCAUAUUUCGAACAAACUAUUUCCUGUGAUAUUUGCAGAACUGGAAAUAAUUGUCUUGUAUCUUCCAGAACAUUUUUACAUUUCAGUUGAAUUAGCUGCCAACUGAACUGCCACCAUUUGCUCAAUGAGCAAUAAAUAAAAACAUAAUUUUAAA